Molecule: messenger RNA, 936 nt
Organism: Pseudonaja textilis
Lineage: Eukaryota; Metazoa; Chordata; Lepidosauria; Squamata; Elapidae
Product: olfactory receptor 6C4-like
Biological process (GO): G protein-coupled receptor signaling pathway
Cellular component (GO): membrane
Molecular function (GO): G protein-coupled receptor activity; olfactory receptor activity
Source: RefSeq, a predicted model, not a curated record
AUGAUAAAUCAGACAUUCAAUUCUGAAUUCAUUCUGCUUGGAUUUGGAAACUAUCAGACACUACAUAUUCCUCUGUACUUGCUCUUCUUCCUCAUCUACAUGGGCACCAUAGCUGCAAACCUAUUUCUUAUUCUACUCAUUGCUCUCGAUCAACACUUCCACAUUCCCAUGUAUUUUUUCCUUGGGAACCUUUCAUGCCUGGAAGCCUGUAGCAGUUCAAACAUCUUACCACGAAUGUUAUUUAACUUAGUUACUGGAAGUAAGCUGAUUUCUUACACCACUUGCUUUGUGCAACAUUAUUUGUUUGGUUCUUUUGUAUCCGUGGAAUGUUAUCUGUUGUCUGCAAUGUCCUAUGAUCGGUAUUUAGCUAUAUGCAAACCGCUACAUUACGUCACCAUGAUGAAUGGCAGAACUUGUGUUAGACUGAUAGCUUGUUCUUGGAUUAGUGGUUUUUUAGCAAACACUAUUACACUGAUUAUCAUGUCCAAAUUAGUUUUCUGUAAUAAUAGAAUUGAUCAUUUCUUUUGUGACACCUUCCCAAUUAUAGAAUUAUUUUGUGGUAAUACAUAUGCUUUAAAAGUUUUUCUUUAUGUUUUAAGCUCAAUAUUUACUUUUCCACCAUCUAUAUUAACUCUAACAUCUUACACAUUUAUCAUUGUAGCUAUAAUGAGAAUGCCUUCCACGAUAGGAAAACAAAAGGCAUUUUCCACCUGUUCUUCUCAUCUCUUAGUAGUGACUAUUUUUUAUGGGACUCUAAUGAGUGUCUAUGUAGUACCCAACACUAACAAACUGUAUGGGCUUCAUAAAGUAUUCUCUGCAAUCUACACCAUAAUAACCCCCAUACUUAAUCCUAUUAUAUAUAGUUUAAGAAAUAGAGAAGUGAAGGUUUCUUUGAGAAGACUGUGUUAUAUUUUGUUCAAGUUUAGAAAAACAUAA